Penicillium hordei is the source of this 456-nucleotide messenger RNA. RefSeq lists its product as uncharacterized. The transcript is spliced from 2 exons. NCBI's taxonomy places the organism in Eukaryota, Fungi, Ascomycota, Eurotiomycetes, Eurotiales, Aspergillaceae. Bases 1 to 456 code for a protein of 151 amino acids. The record is from RefSeq and is a predicted model, not a curated record.
AUGGGGCUUGACUGGGAAACUUUUUCCUAUGGUGAAGUGAACAUCAAUGUCAAUGGCAUGUCAAAACAGCCAGACUGGGCAUUGGGCCCUAGGCGCCCCCCUCCUGGCACCAGAAAGCGGCCUAUGGUGGUUGCGGAAAUCGCUAUCUCGGAAACCAGAACAAGGUUGCAGCGAGACAUUGAUCUAUGGCUUGAUCCCAGUAGGGGUAACACCAAUGUCGCCAUCGCUAUCAAGAUAAACAGAACCCGACUACUUAUCACCAUAGAUAAUAUCGAGAUACGGGAAAGCCAUAUAGGCGAUGAAGUUAGAGUCUCUGGGGCUCCACUGACUAUCCCUUUUGAUCUCCUGUUCCUACGACCUCCAAAAUCCCCUAGAGAAGGUGAUUUGACUAUAGGAAAGGAAGGAAUCGAGGAGUUUGCAAAAUGGGUCUGGGAGGCUCAGUUUGCGCCGUUCUGA